Molecule: messenger RNA, 1275 nt
Organism: Trichoderma aggressivum f. europaeum
Lineage: Eukaryota; Fungi; Ascomycota; Sordariomycetes; Hypocreales; Hypocreaceae
Product: CAZyme family GH5
Exons: 1
Coding region: 1-1275 (424 amino acids)
Biological process (GO): glucan catabolic process
Cellular component (GO): extracellular region
Molecular function (GO): hydrolase activity, hydrolyzing O-glycosyl compounds; cellulose binding
Source: RefSeq, a predicted model, not a curated record
AUGACAAACAACAAGGCUUCACGGCUGCUUGCAGCCUACCUAUAUCUCGGAGCAAGUGGUGUCGUAGCACAGCAACAGACUACUUGGGGGCAAUGCGGAGGAAUAGGCUACAGUGGCCCGACGAGCUGUACUUCUGGGACAAGUUGUUCAACAUUGAACUCAUAUUACGCCCAAUGUAUCCCUGCUACUGGUAUAAUCACUAGCACCCGCACCACUCUUGCGUCGACAUCAGCAACAACAACAUCAGCUUCAAGAACCACAUCAGCAACAUCGAUUCCACCGCCCAGCUCGGGUGUCCGGUUUGCAGGUAUCAACAUUGCUGGAUUCGACUUUAGUUGCUCAACUGAUGGAACCUGCAACGUGUCUGGUGCCUAUCCGCCACUCAAGAAUUACGAUGGCGCGAACAACUAUCCAGAUGGUGUUGGUCAGAUGCAACACUUUGUGAAUGACGACCAUUUCAAUAUUUUCCGCUUGCCCGUCAGCUGGCAGUAUCUAGUGAAUGCCAACCUUGGCGGCACCUUGGACGCCACCAACCUGGGCUACUAUGAUCAACUCGUCCAGGGAUGCCUUGCCACAGGUUCAUACUGCAUCAUUGACAUACACAACUAUGCUCGCUGGAAUGGCAAAAUCAUUGGCCAAGGCGGCCCUACAAACGCUCAAUUUGUUAGCCUUUGGACACAAUUGGCGACAAAGUAUGCCUCGGAGCCCAGGAUAUGGUUUGGCACUAUGAAUGAGCCGCACGAUCUCAACAUCACCACCUGGGCGGGUACUGUACAGGCUGUUGUUACUGCAAUCCGUAAUGCGGGUGCUACCUCGCAAUACAUCUCCCUUCCGGGCACUGACUAUCAGUCUGCUGGACAAAUCAUUUCUGACGGUGGCGCAGCGGCUCUAUCUGCCAUCAAGAACCCCGACGGCUCAACAACAAACCUGAUCUUUGAUGUUCACAAGUACCUGGACUCGGAUAACUCUGGUACCAACUCGAUUUGUGUUACGGACAAUGUCGACAGUGCAUUCGCGCCACUAGCCACUUACCUUCGUACGAACAAGCGUCAAGCUAUUCUGACUGAGACUGGUGGUGGCAACACUCCUUCGUGUGAACAGUACAUGUGCCAGCAGAUUAAAUAUAUCAACCAGAACCCCGAUGUUUACUUGGGAUAUGUUGGAUGGGCUGCGGGCUCGUUCGAUCCAGGAUACCCGCUGGCUGAGACUCCGGUUCAAGCUUCAAGCGGUACUUGGACUGAUCAGCCUCUGGUGUCGAUGUGCUUUGCCCGUUGA